AUGCAGAGAACAUUUGAGCAGCGUUACGAGUUUAAGCUUUGUGUGGAACUUGGUAAAUCGGCCUCAGAUACUUCAGAGAUGUGUAAGCAAGAGUUCGAAGAUAAUCGUCUGUCAAAGGCGCAUGCGUUUCGUUGGCACAAGUGUUUCAAAGAUGGCUGGAAAAGCGUCGAGGAUGAACCUCAAACAGGUUGUCCGUCAAACAGCAGAACGGACGCAAAUGUGGAACGAGUACGUGUUGUGCUAAAUUCGGACUGCCGCCGGUUGAGUGUGAGAAUGAUUGUAGAUGAAGUUGGACUUGAUAAAAUGACAGUUCAUAGCAUCAUCGCUGAAAACUUGAGAAAUGCUCCUCCAAGACCUCCUAGUCAAUAA
This is a messenger RNA of Uloborus diversus, 369 nucleotides long. RefSeq names its product protein GVQW3-like. The coding region runs from base 1 to 369 and encodes 122 amino acids. The transcript has a single exon. The record is from RefSeq and is a predicted model, not a curated record. NCBI's taxonomy places the organism in Eukaryota, Metazoa, Arthropoda, Arachnida, Araneae, Uloboridae.